Messenger RNA from Rhineura floridana, 3839 nucleotides. Its product is annotated as sodium-dependent proline transporter-like. Gene Ontology annotation, molecular function: L-proline transmembrane transporter activity. The record is from RefSeq and is a predicted model, not a curated record. Gene Ontology annotation, cellular component: membrane. The coding region runs from base 165 to 2162 and encodes 665 amino acids. The transcript has 15 exons. NCBI's taxonomy places the organism in Eukaryota, Metazoa, Chordata, Lepidosauria, Squamata, Rhineuridae. Gene Ontology annotation, biological process: sodium ion transmembrane transport.
UCCCCGGGCGGACUCACCUGGCCCAAAGGAGGAGCGGGGCGCGGGCAGGUGAGGCCGCGGCAGGUAAGCCCGCCCCGUGGCCCCGCCUCCCGGCCGCCUUCCUCUUUCUUCUGCCGGGCGAGCGACGGCGUCUCGGGCGGGUGGACGGGGCUGCCGGUCCGGUCAUGAAGUUGUUCCCGGAGCGGUGGGAAGCGCCGACGGGCCGGAGCCUGCCCGCAGAAGGGCCCCUCGGGCCGGGCGGGAAUGUCGCCGCCACGGAGCCCCCAGCUCAGCCCGCCGCCGCGCCUGGCCUCCCGGCGCUGGGCAGCGCUGCCCUCCCGGACGCGGCACCUCUGCCCGAGGGCCCCACGCCUCCCGUGCCCGGCGCGCCCCAGUCCCCGACGCCGCCUCCGGUCCCCGAGCCCAGCCCGCCGCGGCGGGAGACCUGGGGGGGCCGCUACGAGUUCCUCCUCUCCUGCCUCGGCUACUGCGUGGGGCUGGGCAACGUCUGGCGCUUCCCCUACCUCUGCUACCGCAACGGCGGAGGGGUGUUCCUGAUCCCGUAUGCCAUCAUGCUGCUCUUCACUGGGUUGCCCCUUUUCUUGAUGGAGCUGAGCCUUGGUCAGUACGGUGCUGCAGGGCCCAUCACCGUCUGGAAGUGCUGCCCCCUGUUGAAAGGGAUCGGGAUCGGGAUGCUGCUGGUCUCCUCGCUGGUCUCCCUCUACUACAAUGUCAUCCUUGCCUGGACCUUCUACUACUUGGGCAUGUCCUUGCAGAGCCCACUGCCCUGGUCCUGUGAUGCUCCACAGAAUGCCCACCUCUGCCAGCCUCAGAACGGAUCCUUGCGAAAUGCCUCUCGGGUCAGCGCCAGCGAAGCCUUCUGGAACAAACAGGUGCUUGGGGUGGUGCACAGCUCUGGCCUUGGCGACCCUGGCCCGGUGCGGUGGCCACUGGCUCUGUGCCUGCUGCUUGCGUGGCUGGUCAUCUUCCUGUGCAUGCUGAAGGGGAUCCACAGUUCAGGCAAGGUGGUGUACUUCACAGCUACUUUCCCAUACGUGGUCAUCGCUGUGCUGAUCAUCCGAGGAGCGACCCUGGAGGGCUCCAUCGAGGGAGUGCACUUUUACCUCUCUGCAGACUGGAGCCGCUUGCACAGUGCUCAAGUCUGGAAUGAUGCUGCCUCCCAAGUCUUCUACUCUCUGGGCAUUGGCUUUGGGGGUCUCCUGUCCAUGGCUUCCUACAACAAGUUUGAUAAUAACGUGAUCAGGGACACCCUGGUCAUCGCUAUUGGGAACUGCUGCACCAGCUUCUUUGCUGGCUUUGCCAUUUUCUCUGUCCUCGGCCACAUGGCUUGGCGAAAGAAGGUCCCUGUGGGGCAAGUGGCAGAUUCAGGUCCAGGCCUGGCUUUUGUAGCCUACCCAGAAGCCCUUGCUCUGCUGCCAGGAUCAGCCUUCUGGUCCAUCCUUUUCUUCCUGAUGCUCUUCACCCUCGGAGUGGACACUUUGUUUGGGAACAUGGAAGGCAUCACGAGGGCAGUGAUUGACGAGUUCCCGUCCCUGCGCGACUGGAGGCGUAAAGCCCUCUUCCUGGCUGCUCUCUGUUUUGCCUUCUACCUCCUGGGCCUCCUGUUGAUUACUGAGGGCGGCAUUUAUUGGUUCACCCUCAUCGAUGCUUACAGCACAAGUUUUGGCCUCAUCAUCAUUGCCCUCUUCAUGUGCCUCGGAGUUACCUUCUUCUACGGUGUGAACCAGUUCUGCCAAGACAUUGUGGACAUGAUCUGCCAUUGUCCGCCCUGGUGCAGCCAGUUGGUGGUUUACUUUAAAGCCUGUUGGGUGAUCUUCACGCCAGGACUGCUGCUGUUCAUCCUCUUCUACAUCUUCCUGGAUCUCUCCAGCACAACUUUGCGUUACGGCACGUAUGAAUAUCCCCGCUGGGCAGAGGCCCUGGGGGUGUGCAUGGGAGUUGUGACCUGCAUCCAGAUCCCCCUUUGGGCAGCCGUUGCCCUCUUCAGGGAGUCUGGGACACUGGCAGAUCGGUUCAGGAAAGCCAUCCGUCCUCUGAACUCCUGGAGAACUGCAACCGGCCGUGAUGUGGCCCACGAGGUCAUUGAUGCGCCAUACACUGUGAACCUGACUGACAACGACUUCACGGGGGGCUGGCAGCUGCCAGAUAGCAGCGAAGCCUGAUUCUGUGGGUCAACAGAGAGGGGCAACUCAUCACAGGGUGGGGCUGGCCAUCUUUCCCAAAAUCAGCCUCCCUCCUCUACUCUCAGUGGGCAGGGGAUGGCCUGCUAGGAGAGGCUGUCAUAAAGGGGCUAUGCUCCAUGAGGAAGACAUGAUACUAUUUGAGAGAGGGCCAAACUGUUUUUUACAAGGGUCAUCUACUUCUGUGUAGACUUUUUAUAUAUAUAUUUAAUUGGGGGAGGCUUGUGCUGGUAGAGUCCUGCCUUGGCACUGUUGGUGCCACCUACCACUCUGGCCAGCUGGCUAUGCUGGGCUUGAGACCAUUGCAGGCUUGGUCUCCAAGAGCUUCUUUGACUCGACUGAUGUUAGGAAGGAGUCGCUAUAAUUGUAGCCAGUUCUGGCCUCUCUCUGUGGACCUGGUUCCAACCCACGGAAGUCCCAGCCGGUCUUCCAGUAUUGGCCAAAGGUUUCUCCUGGCCUUUUUUGCACACUUGAUGCUCCAUAGAAGACAGCCCUUGUCCAGUAACCUGCUGGAGUAGAAGGGACCCCUCCCACACUGUCUCUGGGCUACUUCCUCAGUUUCCCCUUGGGGUAACUUAGUCAUUUGCUAAAUGUACCAUUUUGUGCCUCCCCAUCAUUCUUCCUUGCUCAAGAGGCAGGUUCAAACAAGCAGUUUCAUCCCCCCCCCCCGUUUUUCUGCAAUUGGUAUCUGUUGACAAGCCAGUGCCCUACGCAGAGUCUGGUUCAGCGGUGAACUUGACUGUGGCGUUCUUUGGGGUGUACGUCUCUUUCAGACCACCUAGUUCCUCAGAAUUCCUGCAAAAUCAAUAGAAUGUCUGCAUGCAAGCCAGGAUGGAUGAGGAGCCUUUCCCUGCUGUAAGGAAGGGGGACCUUGUGACCUCUCUGUGUGAUCCGGGACUAAACUGGCAUUAGUAGUGACCGAUGGCAGCCAGAGCCCAGCACUUCCUGAAUGGCAACGGAGGCCCCAGGAUUAAAGAUGUGGGAGGCAGAAAGUUGGUCUCUGCAGCUUUCAUGACAGAGCUGCCAGGGCAGCUUCUCCAUCCUUAAUCUCCUGCCAGGGCGGUCCCAUUGUCUGCUGUCGGAGGAGCCCGGAGGAGCCCUCUAAUUAACUAAAGGACACUAAAGUUGGCUCCCAGCGGGAGUGCUGCAGACCCUACAAGUGAAUCCUGAGCUAUUAGCUCUGCUGUAAAAAUAUUUCCUAUUCAGACGCCAGCAUCUCGCUCUUCACGUCUUGGCCACAAAAUCAGGUGGUUCUAAUGAGAAGAAAUAAAGGGAGGGGGCCUUGCAGCUGAUAUCCCUUUGCAGACUAGAUGUGGACCUCUGGCCUGUGGUAAAGGAGCAUCCCACAGAAUAAACUUCUUGGGUUCUCUGCAAGCGGUUUGAUAAACUUGAUUUUUUAUGGCACUAGUGUGUGGCUAUCUCCUCCCCCACUCAAAGCAAGGAGUGAUGGAGACUACUGCUGCUGUUCACUGGAGGUGCCACCAGCACCAGCCCGCCUUUCAUCCCAUCACAUGGGGGGGGGGGAGCUGCUGCCUGGAAGCUACAGGUGCAAGGCAGUCUUCCGGUGCUCUCCGCAGAGGCCACGUUGCCCCACAGCCCUCCCUCUGGGAAAGGCACCAACAUAGCCACACAACCUAUUAAAAUGACCCACAUGCUUUA